AUGGGACGCUGACGGCAGUAGGCGGGCGCAGCUAAGAAAAUUAUAAGGUCAUUUGAAUUACGCUUUGCUAGGCGAGCUUAUCGGCUACAAUGAACCCAGAAAUGAUAUCAGCGAGUGUGACAAUGGACGGAUGAUGAUCGCGGGGUCAAAGUCGACACACGCAGCCGGGCGGAAUUGACGCCCGGAGCCGCUGGAGAGGAGAGGAGAGGAGAGGAGAGGAGAGAGGAGCAGCUCGUUGUGGUAUUAACAACAGGAGGGGAUCCCGGUGCCGUGUGUGCGUUUCUGUUGAGCCAAGCGAGCGGCGGCGAGGAGCGGAGGGAGGUGGAGGGGGGGGCGACCAGGCGACCAGGCUACCCUAAGCCGAUCAAGGCGGCGGAAUCGCACCAUAACCACCUUUCACGUCUUGGGUGUUUCUGCGCAUCUAGAUGCUGUAAAAAACGCUGUGAGCCAGGUGCAAGGAUGAUGCGUCUAGCGUGUUGCACGGCCCUGCUGUUCGUGCUGAGGCUGCUGGUGGGCUUGCCUUGGUACCAGGUUCUCCCGGCCGUCUCUAUUUUCUACCUGGGAAGUGGAGGAUGGAGCUUCCUGCAGAUAUUUGCCAAAACAGUCGGCAGAGACUUACAUGCUGCGUUUGUGUUGUUGCGGGUGAAGAUGAACGUCAGACGCCACCUCAAAGAGAAGAACACCAUUCCCAAGAUCUUCGCCGAAACGGUGCGUCGCCACGGGGACAAAACAGCGCUGAUCUUCGAGGGAACCGGAGAGAGAUGGACCUUCAGACAGCUGGAUGAGUACUCCAACAGAGUGGCCAACAUGCUGCUGGAACGGGGUUUCAGGGAGGGCGAUGUGGUAGCCCUUUUCAUGGAGAACAGGUCCCAGUAUGUGGGCCUGUGGCUGGGCAUGGCCAAGAUCGGAGUAGAGGCCGCUCUCAUCAACUUCAAUUUAAGACUGGAGGCCUUGGUCCACUGUGUCACUAUCUCCAACGCCAAGGCUGUGGUGUUUGGCUCAGAGCUGACUGACGCCAUGUCAGAGGUCCACAGUUCAAUGGGGACCAAAGUGCAGAUGUUUUGCUGUGGUGACUUGGACCCCAAACGAGUCCCACAGGGGACCGAGUGCCUGGAGCCCCUGCUGGACAGUGCCCCGUCUCAUCUGCCAAGCCGUCCACAGCGCUGCUUCACCGAUCGCCUGUUCUACAUCUACACGUCGGGCACCACUGGGAUGCCUAAAGCUGCUAUCGUUGUGCACAGCAGGUACUACCGCAUGGCAGCCUUGGUAUACUAUGGCUUUAGGAUGACAUCUGAUGAUGUGUUGUAUGAUUGCCUUCCGCUCUACCACUCUGCAGGUAACAUUGUGGGAGUGGGCCAGUGUUUAAUACACGGCAUGACUGUAGUCAUCAGAAAGAAGUUCUCAGCUUCACGAUUCUGGGACGACUGCUUCAAAUACAACUGCACUAUUGUGCAGUACAUCGGAGAGAUCUGCAGGUACCUGUUGAACCAGCCCAUUAGGGACACGGAGAGGCAGCACCGGGUGCGCAUGGCCCUGGGCAACGGUCUGCGGCAAUCCAUAUGGGAGGAGUUCAUGAACCGCUUUAACAUCCCCCAGAUCGCAGAGUUCUACGGAGCCACAGAGUGCAACUGCAGCCUGGGCAACUUUGAUAACAAGGUUGGAGCAUGUGGCUUCAACAGUCAGAUUCUGCCUUUCAUCUACCCGAUCAGACUGGUGAGGGUCGAUGAGGAGACCAUGGAGCUCAUUCGGGGACCCGACGGUGUCUGUAUUCCGUGUAAACCCGGCGAGCCCGGCCAGCUUGUCGGCAGAAUCAUUCAGAAUGACCCUCUUCGGAGGUUUGAUGGCUACGUCAACCAAUCAGCAACCAGCAAGAAGAUUGCCCAUAAUGUCUUCAAGAAAGGAGACACUGCCUAUCUCUCUGGUGAUGUGCUGAUCAUGGACGAUUGCGGCAGCAUGUUCUUCAAGGACCGCACCGGAGACACUUUCCGCUGGAAAGGAGAGAACGUCUCGACGACCGAGGUGGAGGGGACUCUCAGCAGGCUGCUGGACAUGAAAGAUGUGGUGGUGUAUGGCGUUGAAGUACCAGGAGCUGAGGGAAAGGCUGGAAUGGCAGCCAUCGCUGAUCCUUCUCACUCCACCGACCUGGAGAAGUUUGUGAAGGAUAUGGAAAAGGCUCUGCCUCCGUAUGCAAGACCAGUAUUCCUCCGCUUCCUGCCAGAGGUCAACAAGACAGGAACGUUUAAGUUUCAGAAGACGGACUUGCGCCGGGACAGCUUUGAUCCCACUGCAGUGUCUGACAGACUGUACUUCCUGGAUUCCAGCAGAGGGCGCUAUGCUCAGCUGGACGAGGAGCUUUACCGCUCCAUACUGACAGGGAAACAUAAAUUGUGAUGACCAGGCUGAACACUACAUGUUAAAAAAAAAAAAAAAGAAAAGAAAAGAAAAAAACACCCAGACACACACACACUUAUUCAAACAGAUACAGAAAAGAAGACAAUACUGGAUGACCAGCAAUGAAGGACCAUGUCCCGAUAAACAUGAAUGCAUACAAAGUAAUAGCCAUACAUACACUCCAAAUGCCAACACAUUAACAAACAUUUAUAAACCUACAAUCACAACUACACAUUAUACUCAUAGAACCACGUCGCUCUUUAAAAUCUCUCAAAUCAGACUUAUGCACGCCACACACACACACACACACACACACACACACACACACACACACACAGCACCACUCCGUCCGUCCCGCCUGAUGUCCCCCCUUGGCAACUCCUCUCGCUACCUCAGCAAACACAGAGAGAGUCACUCACCUGGUCUGUUUGGUAACUUGAACUCCAACACUUCAUAGCCACACAAUCUCCUCCCCCCCCCCGCACACACCGGCCUCGAACAACCACCCAGGUGGUGUACAGGGCUGCCUGGCGUAAAGAAUGCAAAAAAAAAAAAGAAAAAAAAAAAAGACAGAUAACCACAGACUCGCAAGUGUGCUGAGGACGAGCAUGGAUUCAGCACAAAAAAGUGUUUGGGACAGCAGAGGGGCCGAGGCUUCUCUCGGUUCUUUGAUUUAUCAGGAAGAUUGUUGUGUGAAAGACUGCAGCCUCCGCCGUGGACUCCACCUGCACUGUUAGCCAGCAGUGACACUCUCCUGUCUGUGUCUGAGGUUAACAUUACUUUUUAAGUGUUUUUUUUUCCCCCAAAAAGGGAACAAGGUAAAGGUUGUGAGGGAUUUCAAUUAGACCAGUGGUUGAAGCUGAAAGAUUCACAGAAGUGCAAUAGUGCUCCAGCGUAAGACAGUGCAAUAAUCAGCGGCACCACAUGAGCGCUGAUAUAAAACAAAAGCUUCUCAUUUAAAUAUGUCUGCAUCACACCAAAUAUAUUUAAGUUGUAGUAGUGUCUGUUUACAUAUUUAAGGAAAUAUGAAACUCUUAGUGAUUUAUGAUGUUGUGAAAGCUUUCUCUUUUGACUAUCGAGUUGUUUUUGCUUUAUGUUUAUCCAGAUGCAUCCACCAGAAGCACUUCUUAAAAGAAGCUGCAGUGCACAUUUUAUAUCAGCUGCUGGAACACAAAGUCAAGUGAUCUGAUUGGUUCAACCCUGGGCUAAAUACAUCCAGGUUUUUUUUGUUUGUUUUUUUCACAGACACAGGACAUUUUCACACACUGAGCUGACAUUCAAUCUGCAGGUUUUGUCCCUAAAAAGACACCUAUCUUAGGAUGUGUGCAUUUUUUUCCCCUGAAACACAAAAAGAAGAAGAAGAAGAAGACAACCUGGACGAAGACAGAGACGCACCAAAUCCUCCUGAUAGACAAAGACCUGUGUUUCCAUCAAUCUUCUGGUGCUAAAGAGGGUUUUCAAGUGAGCCGAAAGAUCCAAAGAUACAAAGGCGGGAGUGGAGACGUGUGUGAAGAAAAGUAGAAGAAGAGAAAAUAUGCUUUGUCAUGUAUGUUUUGUUAUUUUUUUUCUGUCUGUCGUCGUCAGAGGUUGUAUAGCAGCAUGAAUGAGCAUCACCAACCACAAGCAGAGCACUGUGCCUUACUGUGAGUUCAGCUCCCAGACUCACAGGCCCUGGCCACCAAAAUAGUCUCUCAAAGGGUCCCUUAUGUCUGACUCAACUUCACUCAUUUCCUUUAUUUCAACCUACUGUAAUCUGCUCUGUCGCUUACAAGUUCCCUGUCCAAGAAGUCUGUCUAAUUCUGAAAAUCCUCUUUUAAGAAUCUAUGGCUGUCCAGCCAGGUGCAAGAAGAGGUUAGAUGUUUUUUUGUUUUUUUUAAAUCAGUCUGUCUUCCCCUCUUCCUUACUCUAACCAUGAUUUGUCUUUCACCGUCUUUUCAGUCACGCGUUGUCUCUUUGGUUGUCGUCAGUAAAGUUCCUAUUCGCUCAGCACCUUUUUAUGUGAAGCCUUUUUUCACUCUGCCAAGCACUCGUGUCGUUCUGAUUCAUCAUGUCUAACCUCUUCUUUGUCCACAGAUCGCCCUCUCUUCAAGACCUUCGUUUCAUCCUCACUGUCUCUGCUCAAUCACGCCCUGUCUGCUUCAUUCUGAUAAUGGUACAAACUGUAGAUCCAUUCUUUUCCCAAUUGGAGUUUGAUUUGUGGCCUGAUGGAUGUUUCUUUCAUCCACCUGGUGACACAAAAUCUCCAACUAAACACUCUAUAAACAACAACCUUUUACUGAUAUGUGUCUUGUAUAGUCUGCCAUUCCCCCCCUGUGACUUCUCUUCUUUGACCUCUUUCUCAGUCGCCUCAACACAGCCAGUCUGACUGUUGCUUACAUUGUGUAACGGGUUAUAUGAAGACUGGCUGUAUUGAGAGGACGCAUUCAUUUACAUGUUUAUUUCUUUCCCCCUUGUGGCGAUGCUUAGGCUGCUUUGUUUCCUGCAGAAUGAUUCUCAGCAGGGUCAAAAUGCAUGAUUCGUACUCUGCACUGAAGAGUGCAGACGGUCGAAAAAAAUUGACGUUUGAUAGAAAAGGAAAUUCAUGGCUGCUUCCUCUAUGGUUUUAGUUCAAAAAGUCUCUCUCACUUUGUAUUCAUUCUUUAAUGAUGAGUGUGAAAUGUUCCCCAUGAGUGUCUGAAGAAACAAAAUGAGUGACCAAUGAUGAUGAUGAUGAUGUUGUAACGUUACAUGUGUAUCUAAGGGAACAGUCUGGCUGGUAUGAUGCUUUGAGCCCAAGGGUUUCACUCGCUGACCCCUGUCUGAACAGCUGCACAGCAGAGCACUCUGAAAAAGAUGUUUCCAUUUUACUCUUUUUUUUUUUUUUUUUAAAUGGGUUUAAAUUAUUAUUUUUGAAAGAACUGUUAAUUAUGCUUUGUGUGUUUCACUGCUGAAUAUGUUUGCUUUGUUUUUUUUGUUUUUUUGUCUGGAUUCAUAGCUUUGUGAUUUUUGGUUUAAAAGGGGGGGAUACAUGCAUGAGUGUAAGACAAUCGAAUGGCAAUGUGUUUUUUUGGGGGGGGGGGUGGGUUCUUUAAAAAAAAAAAGAAAAAAAGAAGGCACUAGGAACCAGCCAGAGAGCAACAUUUUCUAGAUCAUGCUGUUGUACAUGGUGGAGGUGGUUUACAUGUUACCAAAAAUAGAUGGCAAAACUAAACGCAGCAGAUGCCAUGAAAAACAUGUCAGUUUCUUCAGGACUGUGUUGAUAUUUUUGAGACAUUUGUUUGACCAAAGGGGGGCGCUGUGACCUCAGCAACAGUUCUUCAGAAAGUCAGAAUGCCACAUAUAUAUACAUAUACCAUCAUUUAUCAAGCAGUCUCUGGACCUAAUGGGUAGAAUUGGAAGAACUGUGGAUUGGAAUUUAUUGUUGAAAAUUAAAUUUUCUAUCAUAUGUUUCACAGUUAUCUCUGCAGGAAAAAGACAAAAACAAGAAUGUCACCUUAAAUGUCUAGCUCAGAUUAUACAGCUGUCAUUGCACACCAGGCACAUAUCAGGCGCCCUGGCUAAACAAUUAUGCUUUCUCACAUUUCUGUCUCUGACUGUCCUUCAUGCCUCUGAUCAACAGUUCUGCUUUUUUUUGUGUGCAAUUUUUGUUUGUCGGUUUUUUCCCUGCCAUGCUCCUCAGGAACAUCCAGCAGUGCUAGAGAAGGCAACAAGUUUGUACACGUCUGCCUAUGUGAGUGAAAGGUUGUUGUUUUUUUUUAAUUAUUAUUAUUAUUUCUAUUUAAUUUAAUGGUCUCGUUGCACAGGCGGCAGCAUUCAGCUCUUGCAGAGUGUUUAGGGGAGGUCUGUGAGGUGUGCACACACUGAUGCCCUCUUGUCCACUGAAGGCUCGCUGUAUACGUCGUGCAUUUCAAAAGAAUGAGAUAAAUGCAGUGCUGCAAAGAAUCAUUAUUAAUAAAAACUAUUUAAAUUGCUCA
This is a messenger RNA of Labrus bergylta (ballan wrasse), 6344 nucleotides long. RefSeq names its product solute carrier family 27 member 4 (gene slc27a4). The record is from RefSeq and is a predicted model, not a curated record. Gene Ontology annotation, biological process: medium-chain fatty acid transport; long-chain fatty acid import into cell; response to nutrient. Gene Ontology annotation, cellular component: endoplasmic reticulum membrane; microvillus; plasma membrane. Lineage: Eukaryota; Metazoa; Chordata; Actinopteri; Labriformes; Labridae. Gene Ontology annotation, molecular function: long-chain fatty acid transmembrane transporter activity; long-chain fatty acid-CoA ligase activity.